Aspergillus viridinutans is the source of this 819-nucleotide messenger RNA. RefSeq names its product RTA1 domain-containing protein. Gene Ontology annotation, cellular component: membrane. The record is from RefSeq and is a predicted model, not a curated record. Bases 1 to 819 code for a protein of 272 amino acids. Lineage: Eukaryota; Fungi; Ascomycota; Eurotiomycetes; Eurotiales; Aspergillaceae. The transcript has 3 exons.
AUGUUGCUAAAGCGAGCGUAUGAAGGCUGGGUAGCCUACGAGUACUAUCCCUCCAUGGCGGCAGGAGUGAUAUUCGUCAUCCUCUUCGGCAUCGUUACUCUGCUACACACCUUCCAUCUCUUUCGAACAAGAACAUGGUUUUUUAUUCCUCUGGUCAUAGGAGGCUACUCAUCCCAAUCGCCAAACUGGACUCUUGGUCCGUAUAUCAUGCAGAGCACAUUGUUGCUGGUAGCGCCGGCGCUGUUUGCUGCCAGUAUAUACAUGGAACUGGGUCGAAUCAUCCUUCUCGUCAAAGGGGAGAAGUUUGCAAUCAUUCGAGUAACCUGGAUGACCAAGAUAUUUGUUGCCGGAGACGUUCUCAGCUUCUUGAUGCAAGCGUCAGGGGCGGGGAUCUUGGUCACGGACAACCAGAGCACCGGCGAAAAUGUCAUCGUUGGUGGUCUCUUUGUGCAGAUCAUCUUUUUUGGUUUCUUUGUGAUAAGCGCUUUCAUUUUCCAGCGUCGGAUCGCUGCCCAUCCAACCCCAGAGUCUGUCGCCGAGUACAUUCCAUGGAAGAAACAUAUGGGCGCGCUAUAUGCAUCAAGUAUUCUGAUCUUGGUUCGAUCCGUGUUCCGAGUUGCCGAAUAUCUUCAAGGCUGGGAUGGUUCAUUGCUGCAGAGCGAAGUGUUCAUAUAUGUACUUGAUGGACUUCUGAUGUGGUUCGUGAUGACUAUCUUUCUGGUCGUCCACCCCAGCGAGAUCAAUUGUUUGUUGGGCCGCGGGAAAUUAAUGACAGCCAAAGGGGGUCUCCAGGUCUGUGAGGCUGCUCUUCCUGUUUAG